Messenger RNA from Desarmillaria tabescens, 2792 nucleotides. RefSeq lists its product as uncharacterized. Gene Ontology annotation, molecular function: serine-type peptidase activity. Gene Ontology annotation, biological process: proteolysis. The coding region runs from base 180 to 2792 and encodes 870 amino acids. The transcript is spliced from 16 exons. The record is from RefSeq and is a predicted model, not a curated record. NCBI's taxonomy places the organism in Eukaryota, Fungi, Basidiomycota, Agaricomycetes, Agaricales, Physalacriaceae.
AUAUGAGUCUGGAUUCUUCCGUCACUAUUCAUAUCAGAGCUAUCCUGUUGAAAGUGUGGUCGUAUGCGUGGUAGUAGCAUGAAAGAUCAAAAUCGUACCAACAUUUCGGUAACCCGGGCCAACUACGGCCCGAAUGUGACGACGCGAUUUCGAACCUCUCCUUGACCAGAAAUGGUGCGAUGCGUCCACUCACUCAGACCGUCUUUUGUUUCGCCAGCAUGUUGUCGGCAUAUGCUACUAGGCAAAGUACCUUUAGCUCCGAAUCCAAAUGGACUGUUGAGGUCUCAAAGCAUUGGGAUGUCCUAGGUCCUUUCCCAAUACAAGCUAGAGAACAACAAUUUAUCUCGCCUUCUUUCCCUUUGAAUUUAUCAGAGCCAAUUAACUUUGCCAAGACUUGGCCAUCCUCUUAUGCAGAUGGCGGAAGGGUUGCAUGGAGUUCUGUAGUUCUCAAAGAUGCUGGCGACAUUGAAAUAUCGUUUCCAGACAUAAGAUGGGAAUCCCUUCGCGCAACAGAGGGAUGGGCUGCAUUGCAACAUCACGCUGUGCUUCGCUCUACGCUCACAGUCCACCCUCCAAUAAAUCCUUCAAAGUCGACCCCUGUUCCACACCUGCUCGUACAGCUCAUUCAAGGGUCCUAUUUUACAAUUCUUCCCAAGAACGGAAGAAGAGAACCUCAAUGGUACUCUGGGAACAUCUAUGCAAUGGAACGAUCUCUACCACAGCAAGCUCCUCUGCCUACAACCCCCGGGGAUUAUGAGAUCAGAUUGUUCGGAGACCCACAUACUCAAGAUCGUGAAAUUCCUGUCCAAAGCAUCAGUCUUUCCGUGAAAUUUGAUGACGAUCUCGGCAGUGUAAUUCGAGAGACUACACAAGACGUCAUUUGUGAUUUCGUAGAUAACUUCGCCUUUGGAAACGCCAUUGGCAUCGGGUUGCGAAGCGUUGAUGGUUGGUGGACUGUUACAGAUGUGUCAACAGAUUCCUCCUCGGGCUUGACUUUGACUCUUGUUCGACCUACUCGAAUAGCCGAAGGACAAACUCGUAUUGUCCCAGUCCAAAUAACCCAGACGCGACCUUUCAACCGGGCAUCCAUUGACCUGAAGCUCACAUUGACAUCAGGUGCCUCUGAGACCAUAGUAACAAUCGAGUCCCUACCAGUGAAUCAACUCUCUGGUUGGAUGGAGUCGGUGUAUUCACCCAUCAAAGGGUCUUAUUUCUAUGCUAGAUCGAUGCCAACUGUUUUCACUGCGUUGCCGCCCAGGUGUUCUGGACCUCCAAAGCCUCCUAUAUUGGCCCUUCAUGGUGCUGGCGUUGACAUUGUGGAUCAGUCGUUCUGGGCUGACGCUUUGCCUCGGAACUCGUAUUCCUGGUUUGUCAUUCCGACGGGAAGGACGUCGUGGGGACUUGAUUGGCACGGACCUAGUACCAAAGACACUUGGGCGUCUCUUGACGCCCUGGUCGCAAUUUUGGCAGCUAAUAAGGCAUGGCUUCCCUGGAAACUCGAGCCGAAUAUCCCUGCUAUCAUACUGGGACACUCUAAUGGAGGCCAGGGUGCUUGGUACAUUGCAUCGAGGUAUCCUGAUAGGGUUCUUGGAGUUAUUCCGGCUGCGGCAUACAUCAAAUCUCAGUCCUACGUCCCUCUGACGCUCUCGAGAUCUGCCCGAUUUAUUGAUCCCAUCCUUCUCUCUGUAUUGGAAACAUCCUUAACACCCGAUAACAAUGAUUUAUUCUUGACGAACUUGGUUGACACUCCUGUUCUUGCGAUUCACGGAGGAAAUGACAACAAUGUUCCUGUUUGGCAUAGUAGAGAAGCAGCUGGCAUUUUGGAAACCUGGGAUCCAGCUGCCAACGUAACAUAUCGCGAGGACGCUGGCCAGGGCCACUGGUAUUCCACCGUGUUCAACAAUACCCAAGUUACGACCUUCAUAGAUGACCUUAUCGCGUCUUAUCCUGCGAUUACAUCACCUUCGAGCAAGUUCACGCUGACUGUGUCGGUUCCCAUAGAGAGCGACUCUUUACAUGGAUGGCGUAUCGUUGCUUUGACUAUUCCGGGGAGGUUAGGACGCCUUCGUGUGGAACGUACAAGUGAUCUGUCCGUCAGAAUUCACACUUCAAAUCUGCGACGGUUUUCAGUCGACACUACCGUAUACAAUAUUUCGACGGCCUACGUGGACAACGCGAAGGUGCAUAUCAAUAAAGACAAAGCAGGGAUCAUACAUUUUGAAGCUGUGGAGCCUAAAGUGUGGAAGACAUCAAACCAUAGUGAGAUACAGUUAUCAGGGCGCAUGCAGGCCGUUUUGUCAUCAGAUGGCCCCAUCGUACUCGUGAUACCAGACGACACUGCGACAUACCCUCAAGAGCUUUCAGUUGCACGGCGGAUCGCCCAUGAUCUGGGGCUGUAUCAUCGACUGGAUACAGAGAUAAUACGAAGCUCAGAGGCUUUUGACCCUGAUAUUCUGAGUCAUGGAAAUAUCGUCGCCAUUGGGAAUGAAGCUUCAGCGUCUUUCACGCUGAAUAAGAGAACACCAUUUGAAGCCAACGGUUAUCAAAUUCGGUUACUGUUUCUACAUUCGCAUCCUAUGAAUGCGGAUGGCAAUAUGGUGAUGAUACAGUCUACGGAUGCAGCUGGUUUGGAAAGGGCUGCACGGCUUUUCCCAGUCCGUACUGGUAUCCCUGUACCGGACUGGCUGAUCGUUGGACCUCUGGCAGAUUCCCAAGGUGCCGGAGGUGUGAUGGGUGCAGGAGUGUGGGGUAACGAUUGGAGUUGGAACGACCCGAUGUCCUGGACGAGUUGA